UAUUAUUAGCAGCGAUCCAGGGUGCAAUCUAAUUUGAGAAAGAAGAGCAACGGGAAACAGAAAAAAUAAAAAAUAAAAAAGACAGACACGAACGAACGAACGAACGAACGAAAACAACAGCUCUCAAUGCUGCAGUGAACAAUCAAAGGAAGACAAAAUCAAAGCAAACACCAUCCCGAUUUUUGAAGAUUCAAAAGCUCUCUUCGAAAAUCAAAUCACCGAAGCUCUCUCUCUCUCUCUCCAACAACAUCAACCAAACUCGAAGCUCUUACUUCGCUUUCAAAGGUCCCAACUCAACGAUUCAUCAUCAUCGUCCUCAUACACAUGCUGGUUAAUUAAUUCUCUCUAUCUCUCUCUCGCUUGCUCGCUCUCUGUCUGUUAAAAAUUUCCAACCUUUUUUUUGAACUCACCUCCCAACUCAAACAAACUAUCCUGUUGAUCUCUUUUGUUUCAGUUCAAUUCGCGAUGUCACUGUGUGUACAGCGUUGAGUUUCACUUGUGAAUCGUUUGAAUUUUGAAUAUAUGAGUGUUUUUGGUGGGUACAAUGGUGAAACUUUGUGGGUUUUACAGCUUCAACCUGAUAACAGAUUGGUGUUUCGGCGAGUCAUUGGGUUUUAAGGUAUGAAUAAUUUGAAUAUGAGUUGAGUAAUAAUUAGGGCUUUCUUAAGUGAGUUUGAUCUCUGCUUAAUCUGAUUUCUAGGGUUUCGGGUUUUACGAAAAUGAGUUUCUACUCUGCAUUUUAUGGUGUGUGGAUGGAUAAAUUUGGGGCAGUUUUGAUGCUCUGAGCUAACCGUAGCUCGGAAGGAUUUGGGGUUUUCAAUAUAUAUGUAUAUAUAUUAGCCAUUUGUAGUGUAUGAGUUUGUUAGCUGAGAUAUGCAACCACAUCAGAAUUCCCGAAUUGAUGUGGCUGAAUUGAAGGCUCAGAUAGUGAAGAAAAUUGGGCCUGAGAGGUCCAAGCGGUACUUUUAUUACUUGAAUAGAUUUUUGAAUCAGAAGUUGAGUAAGGUUGAGUUUGAUAUGUUGUGUUUUCGGAUCUUUGGGAGGGAGAAUGUACAAUUGCAUAAUCAAUUUAUACGUUCAAUAUUAGAGAAUUCAUGUCAUGCAAAGACUCCACCUCCAGUUCAUGAAGUGGGACCCGCAAAAUCUGCUGUAGUAGCUGUAAAAAGCUCACCAACUAUAGAAGAUGGCCAUGGGCAAAGUGGGUUAGUUUCUUCAAAUCAAAUGCCAAGUGUGCCAGUUUGGUCAAAUGGAGUUGUUUUGCCAGUGUCCCCAAGAAAGGGAAGGUCUGCUAUUCGUGGUAGGAAGUUCAGUGAGCAGCCUAGCCCUCUUGGACCUAAUGGGAAGGCAGAUAGUGCAUCUUAUCCAUCAAUGGCUACAGAAGACAGUUUUGUGAAGACUGUGAUGGAAAAUGGCAAUUUGGUUCCAUGUGAUUACCGUAGGUCAGAGCAGCAUAUUCAAGGACUUGCUGAGCAUCCUGACAAUGGGAGACCUAGAAUAAGUAAAUCAAUAGAUGCUCCAUUUUCUCUACAUAGUAAAGAUCAAACUGAAGCAGAUGUUGGUGAAGAUGACGAAGAGGUGGAACAUGCCAGCCACUUGAAUAUUUCUAGAAGUCCUCUCCAUGCUCCUCUUGGGAUUCCAUUUUGCUCAGCUAGUGUUGGAGGGGCCCGGAAAGCAUUACCCUCGGCGAGCACUAGUAAUGUCAUUAGCUAUUUUGAUGGUGGGGGUUUGUCUGAUAAAGAAACACUGAGGAAACGUAUGGAGCAGAUUGCACUGGUACAAGGCCUCGGAGGAGUUUCUAUGGACUGUGCUAAUAUGUUGAAUAAUAUGUUGGAUGUGUACUUGAUGCAGUUGAUCGGGUCUUGCGUGGAGUUGGUUGGGUUGACAGCUGGAUAUGAGCUGAAAAGGCUGUCUGCCCACAAACAUCAGAUUCAAAGCAAGCUUUCUAAUGGUAUGUGGCCUAGUAAUCACUUGCAUAUGCAAAGUAGUGGUGCUCCCCAAGAAGCUAUGGAAGAGCAGAGACCGCAUUGCUCAAUAUCGUUACUAGAUUUCAAGGUAGCAAUGGAGUUAAAUCCACAGCAGCUUGGAGAAGACUGGCCAUUGUUGCUGGAGAAGAUCUGUAUGCAUGCAUUUGAGGAAUAGCAUACCCACAUAGAUAUUGGUUUUCUUUUAAACUUCGUUGGGUCAAUUCAUCUGGUUUGAAGGCUUGACAUCUGAGUUAAUACAUGGUUUAUACAGCCAUAUUUCUGCUUGUGUUCAUGGUGAAACAGAUGAGAACCUCCCAGACGUGGCAUGGGACUCUUGCAAGAUGAAAACAGGGCUUGAGCUUUCCACAUCUGUGUUUUCCAACUUCAGAUCCUGUACACUACUGGGAAUUUAUCCAACAGCAACCAGCUAAGGAUCUUGGGCUUUCCAUGUAAUUUACAGCCAAUGGAGAGGAAAUCUUAAAAGUUUUGCACAGAUACUGUUGUCUAGCAUGGUGGAAGGUAAAAAUCACAUUAUGUAAUAGCUGUAAAAUUGCUCUUUAUGUAUUUUCAAUCUGAGAAUUGAUUAAAAUCCGUAUAUCAAUAACACAUUCACAUCUAUUGAAUACUUCUUUGUGGUUUAAAUUUUAAUGUUGCUACUAGGUGACAAUUGUAAAUUCAUCUGUUAAAAUUAUGUCCCACUUGUCUUGUGUUUGCUAGGGGAUAUAUAAUUUGUUGUUGAAAAUCACUUCAACUCUCAUGGGUUACAAUUUUAGUACAACUAAUGUCAGUCAUAUUGCAAGUUAGAUUUGGCAAUGCAUUAUGACUCUUUUGACUGCCUACCUGGUAGGGGCUGCUCCUCUGUUGUGGGUAAAUGGGAUUUAGCCAUCCAUGUUACAAAGGACUGAUGCCAUAAAUAUUGUUCUUUUGUCAUGUUGUUUGUGAUACUAUCAUUAUUCAUUCCUCUUGAAAACCUUAAAAUGAGCCUCCAUUUUCGACAUAAUGAACCGAUAAUGACAAUUUUCUGAUCGGGGUAAUGUCCAAGAAAUAGAAAAAAAGGGAAAAGAAUGUUUUUGUGGGAAGAUUCAUGUACAUUAAUCACUAGAAUGCAUCAGCUUUCAUUAUGGAACUUUUCAAAAUAAUUUUUAACUUAAUGACUAAUAUUAGAGUUAUUCAUACAAUAUGGGCAUUAUUCUUUAAAUUAAUGAGUUGCAAUAUAGUACCACAUUUGUUGGAGCAUGUAUGAAAGUGGAGUCCCACAUUGGAUAAAAAGUACAAAAAGUAGGGUCUUAUUGGAUGGGCUGUCCACUUACAAGCUUAAGCUUUUAAAUGGUUAUGAGUUCCAAACAAUGUAUGUUGGGCCUUGGUGUUGUGUGUGUGGAUUUUGGAGUUUCUCCUUUACGGAUUGGGUCAUGAUCAUGGGCUCCUCGGAUUUCUCAACAAGUGGUAUCAGAGCCGAUGGUUAGCGAUCUGUGGGCGAGCUUUCCUGGUUGUACCAAUGUUGGUGGGCUUGCAUAGAUAGUGUUGAUGGAGCGGGGAAAAUCCAUGGGUAACUCUUGAUGGCGCAAGGAAAAUCUAGGUGCAUGUGGCUUACGGGUCCACGACAUGGUGACUCUUGAUGGAGUCUGGUGGUUGACAAUGGAGUGUGUAUAGGUGGUCUGAGUUGGACACGGUAUUAUAGAGUAAUAGAUCAGAAUUACGGAGGAGUGCGUGUGAUUUGUGGUGAACCUGUGGAUGAUUGAUCAGACUUGAGGGGGAGCUAGGCUAGGCCUAAUGUUUGGUCCACAAGAGGGGGAGAUUGUUGAAGCAUGUGUGAAAGUAGAGUCCUACAUCAUCUAAAAACUAAAAAGAGUGGGUCUUAAAUAUUCUUUGGACUCUCCAUUUAUAGGCUUAAGCUUUUAUAUGGAUAGUUUCAAACAAUGUACGUUGGGCUAAAGUGUUGUGCGUGGGCUUCGAAGUUUCUUCCCGACAGAUAGGGCUAGCGUUACUGUGCAUUUGUGGGCUUCUCGGAUUCCCCAACAACAUUACAUAUUCUUAUAGGAAAAAUGAAAUAUUCCUUAGAAUCCUCUAUCAGGCUUCUAGAAUUUUGUUGAGUUGAAUUGAAUCCUUGUACCUGCUGAGAAACAAGCUGAUACAAUGAAGUGAACAUUUUUGUCCUGUAUUACAAAAUGCAGGUCAAAAUUUCAGGUUAUUUUGACAAUCUUCCUUUUUGUUUUUAAUAUAUAUAUAUAUAUAUAUUUUUCAAUUUCCAAUGAUUUCAAAAAAUAUCGGUGGAGACCUAAAGAUAUCGUCUGUAGUGCUGAGUGUGUUGUGUUGAAUUUUUUUUUACUUUGGAAAGAGAAGGGGAGGGAGAGAGUACAAAUGUAAUAAAUGUUUUUUUUUUUAUUCCAUGCUUCUUCAGAGUUGAAGUUGGAAGUCUUAUGAAGGGAAUAUGUUUGAUUCUUUACUUCAUUAAUUUUCAUUUGGCUAUCAAAGCAGAUAUGUCAAUUCCACAAACAAAUUUUUUUAGCCAUCUAAAUUGAAUUCUUUCAGUCAAUGUUGUUCUUUUAUUGUAACAAAAUUAUCUUGUGCUAACAACAGCCCCUUGCAGAAUUCGUAAGUUAGAAUAUAUAAAUUUGAGGAGGUAACAUUGCAGAUUGAAGGCCAUGCAAAUUACGCCUCUGUGAUUGACGUUUGUAACAGAAAGCCGAUAGAGGAAGGGAAAGACACUUGAUAUUUUAGACCAAGGUAUUUAACAGUGUUGUGGCACAUCUUUGCCCAAUCAAUGAGAGGCAUGAACUCAGAACUGACCAUACAGAUGGAGCCAGCCAUUUACAACACGCAAGUAACAUGUGAAUUUAGAUGUUUGCCAUGCUUUUUUUUAUUUUUUAUUUUAUUCUUUUACGUUCUCCUUUCCUAUAGUUUCUCUGACACCUUCCAGGGAUUCAUGUUUUAAUUCAACUAAUUCUUUUAUUCUUCAUGCUUAUUAGGUAUUCACUCACUUGUCCAGCAUGAGCGUGCUUUUUUUCAAACAAAGAUACUAAGAAAAGAACUCUCUAUGCUAUCUCAUGGCUAGGAGCUUGCUUGUUGAUUUCAAUGCUCAUGAAGAAUGGUACCCAUUAUUUAUUUAUUUAUUUUAAAUAAUGGAACGAUUGUAUAUUUAAUUACAAUGCACCAUGUACAUGUAAUUAUUAUAGUUCUAUUAUAUUUGUAGAUAAUAUUAUUUUUUUUAGUAAAGAUUAUGUUAUUUUGUUU
Molecule: messenger RNA, 5195 nt
Organism: Camellia sinensis
Lineage: Eukaryota; Viridiplantae; Streptophyta; Magnoliopsida; Ericales; Theaceae
Source: RefSeq, a predicted model, not a curated record